Necator americanus (New World hookworm) is the source of this 1377-nucleotide messenger RNA. RefSeq lists its product as uncharacterized. The transcript has 13 exons. The record is from RefSeq and is a predicted model, not a curated record. Gene Ontology annotation, molecular function: fatty-acyl-CoA binding. The coding region runs from base 1 to 1377 and encodes 458 amino acids. Lineage: Eukaryota; Metazoa; Nematoda; Chromadorea; Rhabditida; Ancylostomatidae.
AUGCAGUUGCUUGAGAAUAACGAAUUGAAAACAACAAUAGUGUUGUCAGGUGGAAGCGACCUGAAAUUUGGUGGAAUUCCAGGAGUGGUUGCCCUCGGAAUGAGAGCACAAAGUUCACAAACUACUAUCCCGCCCACCGUUCGCCGACGCCUCUUCUUCCAUGUUGUGUUCAUUCCUUUUAUCGACCACACAUUUGAUCAGUAUUCUAUGAUUCGCCGAUGCUCAACUUCGAUCGCUUCACUAUGCCGAAGUGCCUUCGUUGCUCAACGACUACCUGUCAGGACAUUUGCAUCGAAUAAAGAGUUGUUUGAGAAAGCACAAAAAGACUUGAAAACUCUAGCAGAAGAGCCAGAUGUUGAUGUCAAACUGGAAAUUUAUGCUCUGUUCAAGCAGGCCACCGUCGGGGAUGUGCAAGGAAGCCGCCCUGGAAUGAUGGAUUUCGCAGGUAGAGCGAAGUAUGAUGCAUGGACAAAGUUCAAGGGAAUAAGUCAGGAGGAAGCGCAGCUAAAAUACGCAAAGUUGGUUAAUACGUUGGUCGGUGCUCAAGAAUCAACCUCUCCUUCCAGCGGUCAAGGUGUUAUGGGUUUGGAACCUGUUGACGGCCUAGACAUUUACGUGGAUGGCAAGGCUUUCACAAUCAGGUUAAAUCGUCCCAAAAAAUUUAAUGCUCUUACUUUGAGUAUGUAUAAUGGUAUCAUAGCAGCUCUCGAAGCAUCGAAUAAGGAUAAUUCAACUUCAGUCACUGUUAUGACAGGAACUGGGGAUUUCUUCUGUUCCGGAAAUGAUCUCAGCAAUUUUGCAAAGGCGGCAUCCGCUAGCAAGGACGAAGUUAAAGCAAUGGCCGAAGAAGCGGCUCUCGUUUUGAAACGAUACAUUCAGGCAUACAUUGACCACGAGAAACCACUCAUUGGUUUGAUCAACGGUCCUGCUGUUGGAAUUGCUGUAACUGUUAUACCACUCUUUGAAUAUGUUUUGGCAACUGACAAGUGCACAUUUCAUACUCCAUUUGCUACUCUUGGACAAUCUCCGGAAGGCGCUUCAUCUUACACCUUUCCGUUUCUUAUGGGACAACUCAAAGCUGCUGAAUUUCUAGUUCUAAACAAGAAACUCACUGCUCAGCAAGCUUUCGAUGAAGGAUUGGUGAACGAGGUCGUGCCUCACAGCGAAUUCACUAAAAAGGCUAAUGAAGUUGUUAAACAACAUUCAUCUCUCCCUCCGGAGAGUUUACGCAUCAAUAAAAAGCUUCUUCGAUCGCAUCUGAAGGACACGUUGACCAAAGUCAACGAAGAGGAAUGCAGAAUCAUAUGUGAGCGUUGGCAAUCUAAGGAGUGUGCAAAAGCGAUAGCUCAGUUUCUUAGUCGCCCAAAGAGCUCAUAG